ACCUAGUAGUUUCUCUUCCUUCGCUCAUGCUUUCCGGGUGUUCUAUCUCUGAAGCUAUUACCAAGUGAUUUGAUUCAUUCUUUGAGACUACUAUAAACAUUCAUUGUUAUUUUGACUCUUUUUGUCUCAUUCCAAAGAGACUUGAUCAUAUCGUUAUCAACAUCCUUUAGGUAGUGCUGACGCCAGACUCCUGAAUUUUUUGACCCCUGGGAAAAUCAUUAUUAAAUCCUAUUGUUGAUUCUUUCAUUGACUUGAAGCUGGCUUUCAGAAAGUCAUUUUGUUUUAUGAUACCCAACAAGAAAUAAUACUAUCGCUUUAACCAUUGUGGCUGCUUCGUUUGAAGUAGUACCUACCUCGCAUUAGUAGCAAGCAAGCGCCACUUUGGCAAACUUGGAAACACCUUUUUUGGUUUAAUUUCUUCUGUUGAAUCCACAAUGUUACGAAAACUCACAACACUACUUACCUUUGGCUCGGCCUGCGCAUUGCCAUCAUCCCUCAUGGCCCGCCAAAAUAACUCCACCACCGAGUCGCGCAAACUCAUUAUCGGCGCUCCAUUUCAGAUCCUCACCGCCGACUUCGAUGGAUCUCAAUUCUCCAUAACCGGUAAUCACACCGCCGUCGGAACCGCGCCGAGUUGGUUACUCUACAACGCACCAAACCGUCUAUACGCCGUAAACGAGAAUGCGAACGACACUAGUCUCUUCACGCUUGGCUCCGCGAACGCUUCCGACUUGACGCUCUCAUCUGCAGCCAGUGGCUCCUCCGGCGUCGUAUUCCUCGAAUUCAAUGCCGAUAAGACGCGAAUAGUCGGCGCAGCAUAUGGUAGCGGUCGCAUCGAUAUAUGGGACGUAUCCGCGCCCGACGGCAGUCUCAAGCUUCUAAAAACCAUCGUUAUACCCGGCGAACCCAACCCCGCAGAAGGCGCGCAUCACCCGCACCAAGCGCUCCUCGACCCUACCGGACGCUUCUUCGUCGUGCCUAAUCUAGGCGGCGACAGCAUUCUCAUUGUCGACGGCGAAUCUGAUAAAUGGGAAAUCGUGGGCACUGUUAAGUUGCCGACAGGUACCGGCCCACGCCACGGUGGGUUCAUCACAAGCGGCAAAACCACAUACUACGCCCUCGCCUCCGAAUUAACGAGCGAACUAUUCCUCUUCGAACUCGCGUACCCAGGCGACACAAUCGAUUUCAAACAACUCCAAGUCCAAAGCACAUACGGCACCGACCCACCCGCCAACUCCAGCUCCGCGGCCGCGGGCGAAUUAAUCGUCGCUGCGAACGGAAAGGACGUAUACGUAUCGAACCGAAUCAGCGGGAACGAGACUGAUAGUAUUGCGCAUUUCGUAUUCAACUCCAAUUCCAACAGCAGCGCGAGUCUCGAUUACGCGGAAUUCGUAUCGACAGGUGGUUUGCGACCACGUAUGUUUAGCUUGAGCAAAGAUGAGAAGCAGAGCUUGGCUUUCGUCGCGAAUCAGGGCGGUGAUGUGGGUUUGCUUGCGCUGAAGAGGUGUGCGGAUUCUGGCGCGUUGAAUCCUACGCCGGUUGCGACGGUGCCGUAUCAGACGCUUGUUGCGCCACGGUUGGCUGAGACGGAGUAUAUGGGACCGCAGUUUGUGCUGGAGAUUUGAGAUAAUCUAAGAUAAGCUGAGGUGAGGGAGUGGUUAGGCGGUUAGAUGCGGAGGGAUGAUAAAGACGAAAAGCGUGCUUAGAGAAAAAGCACUCGCAUUGAUCAUGGCGUUGGGGUUUUUACUGUGUUAGCUUAAUAUUCUAUUACCUGGCCCUCGAGGGCAUUACAAAAUCGAUUUCGUUGUCUUCGUUAUCCCUAUGUUCUGCUGGUUUUGCUAUGUGAUUCUCGGAGUCGUCGCUGUCAAGGGAGGGAGUGGGUCACUGGUAGAUAUCCCUGGUUGAGCCUCCUCUAUUAAUAAAUACCGGAGAUAACAGCUUGCAUGGAAGAUGUCUAGUUCCAACAUGAUUAAUAUUGUUGGUGUUGGUGUCGGUGCCGCAAUAUGGUGCUUGGCUCGCUGCGCCGCUUGGAGGGUGAUGGGUCUGGCUUCUACCCUCCCUCUGGGUUUUGUUCAUAGCCUGCCGUUUUUCCCGAGUUGGUCUCGCUAAAAGGAACUAAUUUUUAGAUAUCAUGAGUCGGGUUUUGAUCGUGAAGCCCCGAGAUAUUUCUAGAAUCCCGAGUAGUUGGCCUAUUCAUCGAUGGUGUUGAGUAAGUUUCGAGAAUGCUCUCUAUAUCGGCACUACAGAUGUCGCCGGAUAGGGUAUAUGAUCUGGCAAAUAGUGUUUAUCGCCC
Molecule: messenger RNA, 2293 nt
Organism: Hypoxylon trugodes
Lineage: Eukaryota; Fungi; Ascomycota; Sordariomycetes; Xylariales; Hypoxylaceae
Product: putative isomerase YbhE
Exons: 2
Coding region: 435-1625 (396 amino acids)
Molecular function (GO): 6-phosphogluconolactonase activity; protein binding
Source: RefSeq, a predicted model, not a curated record